Geodia barretti is the source of this 516-nucleotide messenger RNA. The record is from the annotation of a GenBank genome assembly. Lineage: Eukaryota; Metazoa; Porifera; Demospongiae; Tetractinellida; Geodiidae.
GACAUACUUGAUGAGCUCUAUUCUGAUAAGUCUACAACAGCAGUGAUAACUAAAAUACUACAGUUAAACAAUCAGAGUCUUGUGUUCCCAGGUAUACAGCUCUGCAAGUUAACAAGAGAUGCAUUCCUCUCGGAAUACAUUUUGAAAGCCAAACCCGGUCCAUUGCAGCAUUCUUCUUCUGACCAAACUACAUAUCCAUUGUCACUGCAAUCAUCCUUUAAAUGGCAGAUUAGCAUCAUGUAGUAGUCAUACCCAUGCUGAGCUAUAGCCGUCUUCAACACGUGGCUUUUAGGUUUUUCGAGCAUUCCCUGAGUUUUUCCAAGACGUCGAAGAGCGUUUCCUCCAGUACUUCCUGGUCGUCCAACAGGUAGUCCCUGGGGUCUUCCCCGAGGCCUUGCAGCUGGCCAUGAGGGGUAGCAGAGGGCCACCUCCAGGCAACACAGGAAGACAACCAGAGUGACAGCUGUGAAUAUCUUCAUUUUCUCCUCUCACAAUCGGGUUGGUCUCUUCGGCUAG